UGGAAAUUUCUUUUUAAACUUAGAGACAGGAAAUGUGAAAUGUGACUGCCAGGACCUAAAGUGACUCUGUCACUUGGGCCAAAGUUUACCAACUUUUCACUAGAGUAACUCAGAGGCGUGAAAUGGAGGCACUGUCACAAAUGACCUGAAUUUUCAGAAGUUUGGACAUUCGUGGAAAUUGCUGCCUCUGUACAAGCAGGUUUUUGCAGCAUUGACAUUGCUCUUUCUGUCUGGAACAGCUCUGCAGAGCUCCCCCCACCCUCCUUCUUCUUUUCCUUUUUGCUCUCAUGCUUGAUUUUUUCCUGACUCUAAAGCGGGAUGGGUCUGUUGAAAAAGAUCCUGGUUCCUUUUGCAGGAUUAGUCUUGGCCUUCUGGUUUUAUUCAGGAAAGGAAGACUUUAAACCGGAAAUGCUGAAAGGGAAGCGUGUGAUUGUUACUGGGGCAAGCAUGGGGAUCGGUGAGCAGAUGGCAUACCACCUGGCACGCAUGGGUUCCCACAUCCUGAUCACCGCGCGGACAGAAGCCAAGCUUCAGAAAGUGGUCACUCGGUGCUUGGAGCUGGGCGCAGCAUCUGCCAGCUACAUGAAUGGCAGCAUGGAAGACAUGGUAUUUGCUGAAUUGGUGGUGAAGAAAGCAGAGGAAUUAUGGGGAAACCUAGACAUGCUUAUUCUGAACCAUGUAGGCCAGAGCUACUUCAACUAUUUUGACAAAAACAUUGGGCAUGUGAAAAAGCUCCUGGACAUCAAUUUCCUAAGCUAUGUGACCAUGACGGCUGCUGCUCUUCCUAUGCUCAAAAACAGUGGAGGAAGCAUCGUAGUGGUGUCAUCCCUGGCAGGCAAAAUUGGCUUCCCUUUCGUUACUGCCUAUUCUGCAACUAAGUUUGCCCUGGAUGGAUUUUUCAGCUCCCUGAGGCAGGAAUUUGCAAUGCAGAACACCAACAUUUCCAUCACACUCUGCAUCCUUGGACUCAUCAACACAGAAACUGCCAUGAAGGCAAUUUCCGGCGUAAUGACAUCUCCGGCAGCCCCAAAGGAGGAAUGUGCUCUAGAAAUUAUUAAAGGGGCGGCCCUGCGCCAACGGGAAGUUUAUUAUGAGUAUACAUCUGCAAGGAUCCCUCUGUUCAUCCGAGAAUGGGCUCCAGAUCUCCUGGAUUAUCUCAUCAGGUCGCAGUAUAAUGUGGAAAAACUAAAAGAUUAAAUGCAGUU
This is a messenger RNA of Elgaria multicarinata webbii, 1205 nucleotides long. RefSeq names its product hydroxysteroid 11-beta dehydrogenase 1 (gene HSD11B1). The record is from RefSeq and is a predicted model, not a curated record. The coding region runs from base 319 to 1197 and encodes 292 amino acids. NCBI's taxonomy places the organism in Eukaryota, Metazoa, Chordata, Lepidosauria, Squamata, Anguidae. Gene Ontology annotation, cellular component: intracellular membrane-bounded organelle; endoplasmic reticulum membrane. The transcript is spliced from 6 exons. Gene Ontology annotation, biological process: steroid catabolic process. Gene Ontology annotation, molecular function: 11-beta-hydroxysteroid dehydrogenase (NADP+) activity; steroid binding.